This is a messenger RNA of Entamoeba invadens IP1, 1356 nucleotides long. RefSeq lists its product as hypothetical. The transcript has 2 exons. The record is from RefSeq and is a predicted model, not a curated record. Gene Ontology annotation, cellular component: plasma membrane. Lineage: Eukaryota; Evosea; Mastigamoebida; Endamoebidae. Gene Ontology annotation, biological process: Ras protein signal transduction; positive regulation of GTPase activity. Bases 1 to 1356 code for a protein of 451 amino acids. Gene Ontology annotation, molecular function: guanyl-nucleotide exchange factor activity.
AUGACGUUAACACAGUUGAGGCAAACGAUGAGCGAUUUGAAAAUAAGUCAAGAGGCGAAGUUAGACACAUACAACUGCUUUUUGAAUGAAUACAAAAGUGAUGAGAACAAACAGAACAAAACCGUUCUUGUCCAAACAGACUCGCGGAAAAUAUUUUUAGUCGACGGGAUAUCUUCGGUCAUCGAAACACUUGAAAGGUUGCCAUUUUCAAGAGUGAUGUGGUGCUCUUUAGUGUUUUACCCCAUCGACUGGAGAGAAGACAAACUAUUUGAAUGUCUAUCAGCACGUCUUCUCAAUAACCCAAACAACGAAGUAUUAUUAUUAGCACUCCAGACAUGGGUUGAGGAAUGUGGUCCUGAGUUCACAUCAAAGUCGUUGGAUUUAUUUAAAGAGCUUCUUUCGAGUAUUGAGAGUCGCAUCGACGAGAAGACAAAAGUAGUGUUUAGCAAAGUGAAAGAAACGAUUACAACCACAAAAAGCAACGAAACAGAACCAACAUUUCAAAUGAUAUUCAACCCCGCAAAACUGACAAUUAAUGGACGAAGUGUGACACUCCCACAGUGGGCAAGAACAACAGUGUUCUCUGCUAAUAUUUUGAAUAAAGACUUUUUGGAUAUCGCAAGCCAGUUGAUGAUCUGCGAACACACGUUUCUCUCUAAACUCCAGCCAAAGGACUUCUACUUAUACACAUUCCCAACAUCACGUGAAGAGUCAAACAUCAAAGUGUAUUUAAAAUGGUCCGCAUUAGUAUCCAACUGGGUCGCAUUCGCUCUGAUCAACCAACAAAACGAGAUGAUAAGAGAAAUAGCUUUCAAAAAUUUUUUACAACUUGCGCUGAAGUGUCUUGAAAUACGAAACUUCAACUCAUUCAAUUCAGUAGUGACGGGAUUGCUCCACUUUGCUAAUUCGAUUAUGGUGACUUCAAUCAGUCAGAGGACACCAGACGAAGUUAAGCUUCUCGACCAACUUGUCAUAUUACAGGCAAAAGUGCUGCAUUCGGACUAUUCCCUUCUCUUUGACAAACCUUCAAUUCCUUGUAUCAAGUACUUCUUGGGACAAAUCAAUAAGAUCUACAGUGAAGUUGACGAGAUCGAUGACACAACAGGGAGCAUCCCUUCAGAAGAAGAACUCUCCAAGAUGUUUGAUGCGUCGAAGGCGUUCUUGAUAGGUGACAUCAUCUACUCCAUUCGAAAUGUGACUGGGCACCUCGAGAUAAAACCAAACGAGCAAAUGAAAGAGUUUUUCUUGAGCACAUUGCGCACGAUGAAAUUAGCCAACGACGAGCUUUUAGAGUUAGCCAAAGCUUCUGAGAAGCGGGAUAAGGAGAAGCAAGUGGGCAAAGUAAAUCCAAUUUGA